AUAUUAGUGCAUUUCUUUGCAGAGGUUACCUCUUUUUCUUGUCUCUCGUCAGGUCUCUGACAUUGACAGAGCCUGGACGUUGGAGGAAGCCCCAGGACGUUGGAGGGGUAAAGUAAAAGUCCACAGUUACCGUGAGAGAAAAAAGAGGGAGAAAGCAGUGCAGCCAAACUCGGAAGAAAAGAGAGGAGGAAAAGGACUCGACUUUCACAUUGGAACAACCUUCUUUCCAGUGCUAAAGGAUCUCUGAUCUGGGGAACAACACCCUGGACAUGGCUCCAGAGAUCAACUUGCCGGGCCCAAUGAGCCUCAUUGAUAACACUAAAGGGCAGCUGGUGGUGAAUCCAGAAGCUCUGAAGAUCCUAUCUGCAAUUACGCAGCCUGUGGUGGUGGUGGCGAUUGUGGGCCUCUAUCGCACAGGCAAAUCCUACCUGAUGAACAAGCUGGCUGGGAAGAAAAACGGCUUCUCUCUAGGCUCCACAGUGAAGUCUCACACCAAGGGAAUCUGGAUGUGGUGUGUGCCUCAUCCCAAGAAGCCAGAACACACCCUAGUUCUGCUCGACACUGAGGGCCUGGGAGAUAUAGAGAAGGGUGACAAUGAGAAUGACUCCUGGAUCUUUGCCUUGGCCAUCCUCCUGAGCAGCACCUUCGUGUACAAUAGCAUGGGAACCAUCAACCAGCAGGCCAUGGACCAACUUCACUAUGUGACAGAGCUGACAGAUCGAAUCAAGGCAAACUCCUCACCUGGUAACAAUUCUGUAGACGACUCAGCUGACUUUGUGAGCUUUUUUCCAGCAUUUGUGUGGACUCUCAGAGAUUUCACCCUGGAACUGGAAGUAGAUGGAGAACCCAUCACUGCUGAUGACUACUUGGAGCUUUCGCUAAAGCUAAGAAAAGGUACUGAUAAGAAAAGUAAAAGCUUUAAUGAUCCUCGGUUGUGCAUCCGAAAGUUCUUCCCCAAGAGGAAGUGCUUCGUCUUCGAUUGGCCCGCUCCUAAGAAGUACCUUGCUCACCUAGAGCAGCUAAAGGAGGAAGAGCUGAACCCUGAUUUCAUAGAACAAGUUGCAGAAUUUUGUUCCUACAUCCUCAGCCAUUCCAAUGUCAAGACUCUUUCAGGUGGCAUUCCAGUCAAUGGGCCUCGUCUAGAGAGCCUGGUGCUGACCUACGUCAAUGCCAUCAGCAGUGGGGAUCUACCCUGCAUGGAGAACGCAGUCCUGGCCUUGGCCCAGAUAGAGAACUCAGCCGCAGUGGAAAAGGCUAUUGCCCACUAUGAACAGCAGAUGGGCCAGAAGGUGCAGCUGCCCACGGAAACCCUCCAGGAGCUGCUGGACCUGCACAGGGACAGUGAGAGAGAGGCCAUUGAAGUCUUCAUGAAGAACUCUUUCAAGGAUGUGGACCAAAUGUUCCAGAGGAAAUUAGGGGCCCAGUUGGAAGCAAGGCGAGAUGACUUUUGUAAGCAGAAUUCCAAAGCAUCAUCAGAUUGUUGCAUGGCUUUACUUCAGGAUAUAUUUGGCCCUUUAGAAGAAGAUGUCAAGCAGGGAACAUUUUCUAAACCAGGAGGUUACCGUCUCUUUACUCAGAAGCUGCAGGAGCUGAAGAAUAAGUACUACCAGGUGCCAAGGAAGGGGAUACAGGCCAAAGAGGUGCUGAAAAAAUAUUUGGAGUCCAAGGAGGAUGUGGCUGAUGCACUUCUACAGACUGAUCAGUCACUCUCAGAAAAGGAAAAAGCGAUUGAAGUGGAACGUAUAAAGGCUGAAUCUGCAGAAGCUGCAAAGAAAAUGUUGGAGGAAAUACAAAAGAAGAAUGAGGAGAUGAUGGAACAGAAAGAGAAGAGUUAUCAGGAACAUGUGAAACAAUUGACUGAGAAGAUGGAGAGGGACAGGGCCCAGUUAAUGGCAGAGCAAGAGAAGACCCUCGCUCUUAAACUUCAGGAACAGGAACGCCUUCUCAAGGAGGGAUUCGAGAAUGAGAGCAAGAGACUUCAAAAAGACAUAUGGGAUAUCCAGAUGAGAAGCAAAUCAUUGGAGCCAAUAUGUAACAUACUCUAAAAGUCCAAGGAGCAAAAUUUGCCUGUCCAGCUCCCUCUCCCCAAGAAACAACAUGAAUGAGCAACUUCAGAGUGUCAAACAACUGCCAUUAAACUUAACUCAAAAUCAUGAUGCAUGCAUUUUUGUUGAACCAUAAAGUUUGCAAAGUAAAGGUUAAGUAUGAGGUCAAUGUUUUACCUACAGAGCAAUUCAACUCAUGCUUAUUUAUAGUACUAACUUUUAAUAUGAUCUUUAACUAAAUCCUAUAUUUGAAAUCAUACACAAGGACUCAAGAGAGAUAUUGUGUAACUAGGAUGCAUUUUCCAAUGAGAUAUCUUGCAGUUUCUGUUCUGGGUAGAUUUUUUUCUCUCAUAUGCACCACCCUUACUGUAUAUUCAGUCCUAUACUCUUAUUCAGGGAUUUAACUAUGGUCGUAGCAUAGGGCUGAAGUGUUGUGAAUAUGAUGAAAAUGUGAUGAGACCAAACAAACCAUGGGGCACAGUAGAGCAUCACUCCUGCCAAGUGGUCUUUGUAUGGCAUGCUGGCUGCAAAUAAAGGAGAUCUGGGACACUUAACUAGGCUUUUAAAGUACAGACAGUGCACAGUUCUCAUUUGGGUGGAGGCUGCAUGAUCUGUGGGCACUAGCAGAGAAAGUGGUUGCCUCUGUGCAGAAUGCAUUUAUGAGUAGAGGCUCCACCUUCUCUGUCCAUGUAAACCCUCUAGGUAAUUACUGCCCCAUUCCCAGGCCACCUAGAUCUCUCUUCUCUAGUCUCCCUUAGUCUUUUCUCUUUCCUGAAGUUUAGAAAAUAACUUCUACAAUCACAGAAAGGAAAGCUUUAACUCAAACUCAAAUUACUUUCCAUUCUUCUGAGGACCAGGACUAUAAUCCUAUAAAGCCUAAAACUUGACUGCAUUUUUCUCUCUGCUCCUCUGCUAUGACAUUAUAUCCUCAAAGCUACUCAGGGUAAAUGACUUACUAAAAAAAAAAAAAUGACAGAUUGAAAAAUCAAGAAUAAUUCAUUAAUACAAAACAUUAUCCUACUACAAUUGUUUCAGGAUGUGUAUUAUUCAGAGUUCUUCAUGGCAAAUAACAAUCUGCUCAGCAAUUUAAGUAAAAAGUAAUUUACUUUUUAAUACCAUUAGGUUGCACACCGAUGCUCCAGAAUUGUGAGGGAGCCAUACUCUACAGCUAUUCCACCGAGGAUAAUACUACCAUUGUAAAGGCAUCUCACGGGAAAACAACACAGCUACCAUGAACCAGCACCAUGAUCUCUGGAUGAAAUGCUGGAAGCUUCUGCAGUGUCAGCUAUGAGUAAAUGGAUGCCACCACCUUCACAUUUUCAGUAAACAAAUACUCCCCUACCCCAUGAAAAGUUGCAUCUUUGAGCUGCUCACAUCUCCAGCUAAGCCUCACAAAAGUCAAUCUGCAGGGAAGAAUCUAAAUCAUAUGCCUACCCAUGGGAAAGUCUGAGAAUUAGAGUAUUUUUGUCUUCUACUUUUGGAGGAAGAAACUAAUAACGUGGGAAAUUUUCCUGUAUGUUUAGUCAACCAGUUUUUCCAUGCAGAUGUAUGGAGAUAAAUCUUAUAGUAGGAAUAACCUAAGACUUGAGUUAGUAUUUUUGUGUACAUCAGAUACAACACUCUUCUCAUCUUUUUUGUCAUUAUUUUUCAAUGUUGUUUUAAUCUUUCCACUGUUGUUUCAUGUCAUGCACUUUGUUAAUAUUCUUUAAGUUAUUCUUAGUUUUUAACAAUGAUACUUAAGAAAGACUUAAUAGGACUAUAGAAUAGGUACUCCCUAUUCCCCAACCCUGGGAACACAAUUUAACAUAUUAGUUCAUUUGUAUUUAAGAUCUAUCUUGUUUAUGCCUCAGUUUAGUUAUUGCUCUUACCUUUCAAACAGUUAGUAUUUUGUAUCUAGUUCUGUGAAAGCAAAAAGCAACUUUAUUCUUUCUUACAAUUCCCCUUUUACUUAAUCGGAACAUUUCUUUCCUGUUUGUUCAUUAGUCACUCUCAGAUAAAUGAAUAGUCUCUUUUUCUAAAAAAAAAAAUAACAUUUGACCUAAA
Messenger RNA from Homo sapiens (human), 4088 nucleotides. It is a transcript of the gene GBP2, whose product is annotated as guanylate binding protein 2. Bases 270 to 2045 code for a protein of 591 amino acids. Gene Ontology annotation, cellular component: cytoplasm; perinuclear region of cytoplasm; Golgi membrane. The record is from RefSeq and is marked reviewed. NCBI's taxonomy places the organism in Eukaryota, Metazoa, Chordata, Mammalia, Primates, Hominidae. The transcript is spliced from 11 exons. Gene Ontology annotation, molecular function: GTPase activity; GTP binding.